AUUACAUCUGCAUGUGGCGCUGUUGGUUUCCUGGGAUACUCAAAACACCAGUGUCACGUUGGAAUGCCACCACUUUUCUCCCAGCUUUCCAGCCUUGUUCACCCAGUCACUGACUUACGGGAAUCCACACUUAAUGGUACUGUCGGGGGUGGGGGAGGGGAGGACACCUUUCUUUCUGUUUCAUCCUGUGUGUACAGCCCAGCCACACCAACACUCCCUGCAUUUCCCAGGGCUUCUCCAAAGGGCUGGUAUCUGAGGGCGUUGACAGUUUCCUUGUCACUAUCCCCCAGAAACGACCGCAGGAGACCAGAACACUGAAGCCAGUGAUUUCUGUUUGGAAAUAGGGUCGUCUUCUGCCGCUGACCCCCAUCAAAUCCCAUCAUGCCCACAGCCCUGUGCCCCCGAGUCUUGGCUCCAAAGGAAAGUGAGGAGCCCAGGAAAAUGAGGAGCCCACCGGGAGAGAACCCUAGCCCCCAGGGGGAGCUUCCCAGCCCCGAAUCCUCUCGGCGCCUCUUCCGCCGUUUCCGCUACCAGGAGGCGGCGGGCCCCCGGGAGGCCCUGCAACGCCUCUGGGACCUGUGCCGUGGCUGGCUGCGGCCAGAGAGGCACACCAAGGAGCAGAUUCUGGAGCUGCUGGUGCUGGAGCAGUUCCUGGCCAUCCUGCCCCGGGAGAUCCAGAGCUGGGUGCGGGCCCAGGAGCCUGAGAGCGGGGAGCAGGCUGUGGCCGCAGUGGAGGCACUGGAACGGGAGCCGGGGAGACCCUGGCAGUGGCUCAAGCACUGCGAAGACCCUGUGGUGAUUGAUGAUGGAGACAGCCCUCUGGACCAGGAGCAGGAACAGCUGCCGAUAGAGCCCCACAGCGACCUUGCAAAGAGCCAGGAUGCCCAGCCCAUGGCCCUGGCACAGUGCCUGGGGCUCUCAGGCAGACCACCAACCCAACUCAGCGGGGACGCAGUUCUGCAAGAUGCUUUCCUUCUUCAGGAAGAGAAUGUACGGGACACCCAGCAGGUGGUGACCACCCUGCAGCUACCCCCGAACCGAGUUUCUCCAUUCAAGGACAUGAUUUUAUGCUUCUCUGAAGAGGAUUGGUCCCUUCUAGAUCCUGCCCAGACUGGCUUCUAUGGAGAGUUCAUCAUUGGGGAGGAUUGCGGGGUCUCAAUGCCUCCAAAUGAGCUAGCUGCCCAGCCAGAUCUCUCCCAGGGAGAGGAGAAUGAGCCACGCGUUCCAGAGUUGCAGGAUCUCCAGGGGAAAGAAGUGCCCCAGGUCUCCUACUUGGACUCUCCAAGUCUCCAGCCAUUCCAGGUAGAAGAAAGAAGAAAACGUGAUGAGCUGCAGGUGCCAGAGUUCCAGGCCUGCCCGCAGAUGGCAGUACCUCAAAGCACCUGCCCAGCUGGCGGCAACCCGCGAUCUCUAGAGAACAGCCUGGACCAAGAAGUGACCAUCGAGAUCGUUCUCUCUAGCUCUGGGGACGAAGACUCCCAGCACGGCCCGUACUGCACAGAAGAGCAGAGGAGCCGCACAGAAGAGCCGAGGAGCCCCACAGAGAAGCAGCACAGCCUCCCCACCUCCCACCGGAGCAGCGCUGAGGCUGGGGGCGAGGUGCAGAGCUCCAAGAAGUCCUACGUGUGUCCAAACUGUGGGAAAAUCUUUCGCUGGAGGGUCAACUUCAUCCGGCACCUGAGGAGCCGCAGGGAGCGGGAGAAACCGCACGAGUGCUCGGUGUGCGGGGAGCUGUUCAGUGACAGCGAGGACCUGGACGGGCACCUGGAGAGCCACGAGGCCCAGAAGCCUUACCGGUGUGGUGCCUGCGGGAAGAGCUUCCGCCUCAACUCCCACCUGCUCUCCCACCGGCGGAUACACCUGCAGCCGGACAGACUCCAGCCGGUGAAGAAGAGAGAGCAGGAGGCGUCCGAGGACGUGGACGAGGGUCCCAACGACCCGCUGGAAAAUGGCAAGGCCAAGCUGAGCUUUCAGUGCUGUGACUGUGGGAAGGCCUUCCAGCGGCACGACCACCUGGCCCGGCACCGCAGCCACUUCCACCUGAAGGACAAAGCCCGACCCUUUCAGUGUCGGUACUGCGUCAAGAGCUUCACGCAGAACUAUGACCUCCUGCGCCACGAGCGCCUGCACAUGAAGCGCCGUUCCAAGCAGGCUCUGAACUCCUAUUGAGCCUGCCCGCCUGGUGCGGCCUCACCCUGGGCGGUGCUGCCCACUCACAUUGGUACUGAUCAGCACCCCCACCCAGGACGCACCUUCCCCAGCAUAGAGAGCACACUUCCCUCUUCCUGUCCUUUGCUCUCAGGUAGUGUCCAGCGUUCAGGUGGUGCCAUGGUAGCACUCUCCCUCCCCCAGGUAAUGAGAGAGUGGGAAAGUGAGUGUUCUCUUUCUGCUGUGCCAAAAAAUGGGGAUGUGCCACCACCAGGUUGGACAUGCCAGGUGUUCUGUGUCUUAGAGACCCUUGCCCCAUGCUCCCUAAGCUCGGGGAGUCAAAUUGGACUCCCCCAUCGGGGCCGCGCCCUGGUCACCAACCAAACCUCAGUAUCCUCCCUCCCUCCCUUCCCUGUCUGAAUGCUGGGAUCUGCUGCUGAAGCUCCAGGGUGCCUGCACUUCCACUCAGAAGCUGCUGGAGGGUGUUGGACUGGAGGAAGCAAGAAGGCAGUGUGGGAAUGAUGGGCUUAGUGGGGAGCAGGGCCAGGCAUAGAGAGUACACCUCCCUCCUGUCUGAGCCAGACAUGUCAUGUCUGAGCCCCAGGUUUGUGGCCAUCAGGUGGGCAGGAGCACCCCGCAGAUCCAAGAUGAUCAGACAGCCCUUUCGGGCUUGGAGUCUGAGGCAGGGGUCUGCAGAGCUCCUUCUUGAGUUCACAGUCAUCAUACCUUUUAAUUUGUCCCGGGGGCCAGUUACUAGGGAUCUGGAGCAUACCAAAAACAAAGCUUACGUUUUAAUUUGUGUUACACACAUACCCCAAGAUGUCUUUGUACCCUAAAGAUGCUUGGCAAAUGCCUGUGGGUUGGAAGCUGAGACAUCAUCAUUUAAAAGGCACUUAAGUCCUUUCUUCCAGUCUGUACUGCCUAAGAAUGUGGAGCUCAGCCCCCGGUGAGGGGUUCUGUCUGGGUGAGCCAAGCUCCAGAACAGAACCUUCCCUGGCAUCACACUUUACGUAUACAUCAGCUUGGACUGCUGGUGUCAGUUUUCUAGGUAUGUUUUAACACUGGCUGGUUUAGAACAGGAAUGGAUCCCCUCACAGUUCCGGGAGCUGCAAGUCCAAGAUGACGCUGUCCUCGGAGCUGGCGCCUUCCAAGGGCUGUGAGGGAGAGGUGGCUUCGUGCUUUUGCUGGCAGUUGCCGUUCCUUGGCGUGUGGAAGUGUCACAGUCUGCCUUCAUCUCCACAUGGCACUCUUGCUGUGUGCGACACCAGUCAUAUCGGAUUAGAACCCAUCCCACCAACUCCAGUAUAACCUCAUAUAUGGCCGCAGCAACUGUUCACCAGUAAGGUCACAUUCUGAGGUACUAGAGAUUGGGACUUCAACAUUGGAAUUUGAAAGGGACAGAAUUCAGCCCACGACUCCAGGUAAAAUGUGAGGUAUGCUGUCAUUCCUACUUCACAGAUGAGUCAAUACAAUCGAGCGAGCUUGCUCACAGUUCCAUCGAAGGCAGGGUUCAGACCCAGGUGUUUGCGUUCAGCACAGGUGUCCUCUGCAUGGAAGAAUCUUACUCAGUAGCCUUAAAGGCUGACAAAUUCCCCUCCCUCCCUGCCUCCUGAUUGGGGCCGGGCAGGCCAGCUGGAGCUUUGUCUUCACCUAGGGUUCUGGACUGAGGGUGACAGUAGGUAGUGAAACCUCAAGCAAUUUAAAACAUGGUAUUCUUGAAAAACUGAUUAUGUUGGCUAGGGUCAGCAUGAGAGGGCAUCAAGCCUGUAGUGUGGCAGUGAUUUAAACUGCAAGUGAGACCAGACGAGUAUUUUGUACUCUAUAUGUCAGAUCCUACCAACAGGCAGUAAGCCAGGCAAAGCUCCUGGUGCUCCUUGUCACGUAAUUUUCACAUCAAGAAGCCUCUGGGCCAGGCACAGAGGCCUGUAAUCCCAGCACUUUGGGAAGCCAAGGUGGGUGGAUCGCCUAGCUCAGUUUGACACUAGCCUGGGCAACAUGGCAAAAUCCCAUCUCUACCAAAAACACAAAAAAUCAGCUGGGUGCGGUGGUACACAUAUGCAGUCCCAGCUACUGUGGAGGCUGAGGUGGGAGGAUUGCUUCAGUCUGGGAGGCAGAGGUUGCAGUAAUCCGAGAUCACACCACUGCACAACAACCUGGGUGACGGAAUGAGACCUGACUCAAAAAUAAUCAAAAAGCCUCAGCCCCAAACUCAUGACAAGAUUCUAUAACCAUAACUACUGUUUCUGUGUAGAUGCACAGGAACAGUAAAUGCAAUAAAACCAUUUGGUUAUACUUUGGACAAGAAAUAAGCUGUUGAGGCUUAUAGUUUCUAAA
Molecule: messenger RNA, 4482 nt
Organism: Cebus imitator (Panamanian white-faced capuchin)
Lineage: Eukaryota; Metazoa; Chordata; Mammalia; Primates; Cebidae
Gene: ZNF496
Product: zinc finger protein 496
Exons: 7
Coding region: 382-2169 (595 amino acids)
Biological process (GO): regulation of transcription by RNA polymerase II
Molecular function (GO): RNA polymerase II cis-regulatory region sequence-specific DNA binding; DNA-binding transcription factor activity, RNA polymerase II-specific
Source: RefSeq, a predicted model, not a curated record